AUGCCACAACAGCGUCGAAAGAGAUCCGCACUUGGUUCAAGGCCCAAGCUUCUCAAGCCUGACUACUUUGCUCCUUUCCUUGCAGACAUUCAAGGCAAGCUUGGUGAAAGUUGGGUGUUCUACGAGGAGUGCAUGGAUGGCAUCUUAGACGCAGCGGCUAGUCAGCAAGAUACUAUCGCGUGGUUGGAACAAAUGCAGCAACUUGUCGAUGGUUAUGACACUGUCACAUUCAGUCAUGAAGGUGUUCUCUUUCUCCUCGGAGGCAUGGGCAUCCAGCUGCCUAAACAACGAAACUGGGGUGAAGGAGAGAAACAUCACGUCGGCAUCCGCAGUUCACCUCCACUUUUACCAGUCGAGCUCUCUGCAGCGCCACAUUCUCCACGUGUUGAUAACAUGGCUACCCUUCCAUUACGUCCGCACAACACCAUGGCCUCUCUACUCCCCCAUCGAUCGCUUCAACCAACACUCCCAUCACAUACACCUCACACUCAGCAAGAGCAGCAGCGGCAAGCACCCAGCUUUCUCGAUCGAACACAGAGAGUACUGCCUUUCGACUUCAGCGCAUCCACACAGCCAGUGCUGACCCUACCCAAGGAUCUCAAGGCCUUUUACUAUCCACCCGAGCAGAUCAUCUUGACAGAAAACCACGUUCCCCCACCACCAAACCCACUCAGAAAACACUCGAGCAACCCGGUCUUCUUUACCGACCCACCGCUCAGAGAAGAUGUUGCUGAACUCUUUGGUCACGCGGUUCGCGGCGAGAACAGUAACAGCCGUAACGUCUCGCAAAUGCGAUCAAGCACUAUCGCUUUCUACACAAUAAAGAGGCAGACUCUACCUUACCAUCCAAGCGACGAUGACAUGCUAGUGUGGAUGAAACGAUUAGGUAGUGGCGAAGAUGAUCAGGCAGGCGGCGGUGAAGUGAAGCAGGCAGAUUGGGUAGGGAGUACCUGGCCGACAUGGAAUCUCCGAUUUGACUUGGAGCUAUAA
Ascochyta rabiei is the source of this 990-nucleotide messenger RNA. RefSeq lists its product as uncharacterized. The record is from RefSeq and is a predicted model, not a curated record. Bases 1 to 990 code for a protein of 329 amino acids. NCBI's taxonomy places the organism in Eukaryota, Fungi, Ascomycota, Dothideomycetes, Pleosporales, Didymellaceae. The transcript has a single exon.